Messenger RNA from Clarias gariepinus (North African catfish), 3185 nucleotides. RefSeq names its product ubiquitin-conjugating enzyme E2 variant 2 (gene ube2v2). Gene Ontology annotation, cellular component: nucleus. Lineage: Eukaryota; Metazoa; Chordata; Actinopteri; Siluriformes; Clariidae. Gene Ontology annotation, biological process: DNA damage tolerance; protein K63-linked ubiquitination. Bases 1415 to 1909 code for a protein of 164 amino acids. The record is from RefSeq and is a predicted model, not a curated record. The transcript is spliced from 4 exons.
CGAUCCCAGCAGGAAGCCUCGUGUUUUUAAUCCGCCGAACAAAUAAAUAUAAAUGGCUAUAAACCGCGGCGUGUUGUUGGAUCUGCGCGCGCGCGGGGAGGGUUUGGCGUUGUGUUUAUGUAGUCCUGAGUGGAGCCUGGCGCGUGCGCUAAUUUUAGCUCAGUCACUUCAGUUGGUUAAAAUUAUUUAUCACGAAUGAAAGAAAAAUAAAUAAUAAUAAAAUAUAAUGAUCGAUUUGACAGGCGUGUGUAGGAAUCGAUUUGGUGACAGGAAGACUCAUGGGUAAAGUGGCUAGCUAACGGAUUAGCAAAAAAAAAUAAAAAAUACAGGGCGGGUUACACUUAGCCUGGGCUAGCAUGCUAGCGUGUGUGUGCUAGUUAGCCAGGCUAGCUGGUGUCAGCAGUGCGUGUCUGUCAAAGAUUUAUUCUUUUGUUUAAGUAAUUGAAGUAAAUACAUUUACCAAAUGUUAGAUGUUUAAAAUAUUUAUCCAUCCUCCAUGCUAGCUAGUCAGAGCUGUGUGUUAGCCGUGCUGUCUACAGCGUCGAAUUAUUCUGAUAUCGCGGUUAGAAUAUAAAUGAAACAUUCUUAAAACCCAAACACACACACAAGCCUUUCUGUUCAUGUAAUGUUUUCAAUUUAAUUUGAUAGGUUUUGUGAAUAGCUUUAAAUUCUCAGUGUGGAACGAGUCAAGUUCCUGGACGUUAGCAGAAAUUUAAGGAAGUGAUCCGCAUCUCAUUUAGCAGCUUAACAGCCACACACACACACACACACACACUCUGCCUGUCCAAAAAAGGGCACCAUUUCAGAUGGGCUCAAUUUAUUAGGCCUCAUCAAAGAGAAUUACUUAGAAGAUUUGAAAUGUCUGGAGUGGGUUGAUAAUCUGUAAGUAUAGUGCUGAGCUGUCAUCUGAACAGCGAAGACUUAAUCGCUUGGGGAAGUUGCUUGGUAAAAUCUCAAACUCAUUUUUGAAGCAGAAAAAAAAUCACAGCUAUGUGUAAUAAUGAAAGUGACGAGAACUCUUAGGAUUGAGGCUAAACAGCUGUAACAAAAAUAAACUUGUUAGUAAGCUAGAAAGCAUAAAGAUUAUACUUUGGAGCGGUAGAAAAAGUCCAUAGAGUCCAGAUUGAACCUAUUCCAGAGCAAUGGGCGUGUCAGGGUAAGAAAGGAAGCGCAUGAAGUAAUGUACCCAUCAUGCAUAGUGUCCACUGUACAAGCCUCUGGAGACAGUGUUAUGAUCUGGGGUUGCUUCAGUUACUCAGGUCUAGACUGAGCAACGUUAUGUGGAAAUAAAAUAAAGUCAACUGACGACUUGAAUGUACUGAAUGACCAGUUGAUCACAUCCAUGGAGUUUUUCCAUCCCUGAUGGGACGGCCAUAUACCAGGACUCAGAGUGUGAAACAGUGGCUCUGGGUGCAUGAGGAAUCAUUUACACACAUGGACUGGACACCACAACCUGUGUCAUAAUCCAAUUGUAAUCAAAGCUAAAGGAGUUAAAGUUCCACGCAAUUUUCGUUUGUUGGAGGAGCUGGAAGAAGGUCAAAAAGGGGUCGGCGAUGGCACGGUGAGCUGGGGUCUGGAGGACGAUGAGGACAUGACCUUAACACGGUGGACGGGAAUGAUUAUCGGACCUGCACGAACUAAUUACGAAAACAGGAUAUACAGCCUGAAAGUGGAGUGCGGCCCUAAGUAUCCCGAAGCACCACCGACUGUUAGAUUUGUAACAAAAAUUAGCAUGAAUGGAAUAAAUAAUUCCAACGGGAUGGUGGAUGCACGUAGCAUACCAAUUCUAGCUAAAUGGCAAAAUUCAUAUAGCAUUAAAGUUGUUCUUCAAGAGCUACGGCGUCUAAUGAUGUCCAAAGAGAAUAUGAAACUUCCUCAACCGCCUGAAGGACAGACGUACAGCAAUUAAUUGUAAAUGAUUGUUUCUGACCAUCUGUCUUAAAAACAAAAGGAUAAAAAAAAAAAAAACACCUUACUCUAUUAAUCUCAUGUGUCAUCCGAGAUAACGAAAGAAAAAAAAAAACAUGCAACUGUUAAAUUUGUUCACUCUGCACAUGAACAGACAUCAUUACUACGGGCAGGACUGGAAGUUUGAAAAUAGUUUAGCUUCUGAAGAAAAAAAAAACUAAACGGUAAACGCGAGUCUCCGUGUGGAAUCCACUUGUGAUGGAGCGCAAUUUUUUUUCUCCUCCAGUCAUGUUAUGUCAUGCGGUAUUGUUUUUUUUUUUUUUUUUCCUUUACUACAUAGCCACAGAAAAAAAUAGGGCAAGAUGGAUCUUUUUAAGUUAAUCUGGCAGGAAAAAAAAAAAUCUGGCCUGUAGAGAUGCCUGUAUAAUACGACAGCAUGAUUAGUUUGGAGGGAAAAGAAAUAAAACAUCAGCGUAAUAAAUUAUCUGAAUGAUAGAAGCCUUUGUGACAAUUAUACUAAAGCGUGCCUGUAGUCUAGUAGUAGUUUCACUAAUGGAGAGGAGUAGCUGGUCCUUUUUUUUUUUUUUUUCACUUGUAUGACCAUAGCUGUUUGUUUCAGUACGCUAUUUUUCUGUUUUAAACCAAACCAUUCAUUAACUUCUCUAGAAGACGUCAGGUACAUUUAUAACAUUUGAUCAUCAUAAAAAACCCAUAAUGACCUUUCUCUCUCUCUCUCUCUUUCUCUCUCUCUGUCUCUCGUUCUCCUUUCCUCCUACACUGUUUACUGUCCACCAGAUGUACAUGCCUAGCUCGUUGCGAAUGAAACAUGCGACUGUACGACGAAGUGACACGACACAUUUUGUGGCUUUUCCACGGCACGCCACCACACCGCACCUUGAUGUGCCACUUCAAGCGCCCUGCAAAGCCCCCCCCCAUUCAUAAUCCCAGCCUGAAAGUUCAACUGUAAUCACUUAUCUGCUCGUGAGCCUAAUUUUUUUUUGUUGAGUAAUUCGAAGCAAGUACACUGUAAUAACGAAUAGCUAACGUAGUCGAUACUUGUUAAUAAGCUAUGAAAGCUUAGAGGUGUGUUUUUUUCCUUCUCUAAAAUCAAUCGCAAAGAUACAAAAUGAAGCGUUAACACCGCUCGCUAUCUCGAAAAACGUUUUUUGGUCCCUUUUGGUCUUUUUUUUUUUUUUUUUUAAAGAUAUAUUAUUCUGGUUUUGUUGAAUUUGUGACACAGGGGCUGUUAUCAGGAUAAUAAAUAUUGUCGAACACAA